Messenger RNA from Drosophila teissieri, 613 nucleotides. Its product is annotated as transmembrane protein 14 homolog. The transcript has 2 exons. Gene Ontology annotation, cellular component: mitochondrial membrane. The record is from RefSeq and is a predicted model, not a curated record. Gene Ontology annotation, biological process: regulation of heme biosynthetic process. Lineage: Eukaryota; Metazoa; Arthropoda; Insecta; Diptera; Drosophilidae. Bases 83 to 421 code for a protein of 112 amino acids.
GGAAUGGUCAUACUUACACCUCCACUUGCCACCAAAACAAAGGUUAGCUCGUAAUUUAAUCAAAAUAAAAUAGUAAAUCAAAAUGCCGGUGGAUUGGUUCGGAUAUGUGUACGCAGCCACGGUUGCCGCCGGAGGCAUCAUGGGUUUCGCCAAGGCGGGUUCCAUUCCCUCGCUGGGUGCCGGUCUGGCCUUCGGAGCCCUGCUCGGCUAUGGGGCCCACCUGAACUCCCAGGACACGCCACGCCCCCUGCUGCAGUUGGGCACCUCCUUGUUCCUGGCCGGAAUGAUGGGCGCCCGCUGGAACCGAUCCGGAAAACUAAUGCCCGCCGGCAUGGUCUGCCUGCUGUCCGUGGCCGCCUUGGUCAAGAAUGUGGCCACCUACAAUCGCUACCUAAUGCCCACCCCCACAAAGGCCCCUUAAGCUGAUUCCCCUGCCAUGGAUGCCAACAUGCUGGACUUGCCAGGAGAUUACCCUACCUUAAUUUUUCAUUCUUAUUGAAUAGGUUUUCUACUUCAUUGGUGAUUGGACUUUUGUUAAUGCGCUGUGUCACUUCUAAGAUAGUGAUAAGAAACUGUACUUGCUGCAAAUAUAUUUUAUCACCUAUGCUUUUAA